This is a messenger RNA of Mycena citricolor, 2041 nucleotides long. The record is from the annotation of a GenBank genome assembly. Lineage: Eukaryota; Fungi; Basidiomycota; Agaricomycetes; Agaricales; Mycenaceae.
CUGGGUUAUGCGUCGGGACUGCAGAUGCAUCAGCGACGGCCAGUGCUACACGGAAGCACCUAUGUAUGUCGACUUACUCUCCGCUUUUGUUCCCGCAUGUCUUCUUCUGGGUCCAUGAAAAAUGCAUUUGGGGCGAUCUCCGUCUUUCCUAGCGGCUGUUUGCGAAAUGGGUCCUCCUCGGGCUCGAAUAUGACUUCUACGUCAAGAGGUGGUGUUGGAAAGCGGGGGCUGCGCGCGACCUCCAGGCUUUGGGUCCCUCGUUUCAAUUGCUCGUUCGUCCACGGCGAUUUUUUCACGCCGUGGUCCUCAGGAUUUAGCAUCUCCGAGGUGUUGAAUGGGUUUGGCCCUUCAAAGGUCUAGCAUAGUUAGUGGGUUCAAGCAUGGAUUGUUGGCUACGCACUGGAUUCAGGGCAACUACGUUACCGAUAACUAUUGUUGGCGAAGAGCGGAAGCGCUCACUGCGUUCAGCAAGCUCUGCCUGCAAAAUGUGUCGGUGGACUGCGACUACUAGAUCUCGUGAAAAUACCUCAAUUCUCGUUCUCUGGGCCUCUUUUCCUUCGAAGAUGUUCGCAAUGCGUGGCAUAAUGGGGUAACUGGUGGUGAUUAGGGGAUGUCUCGGUCUCGUAGCUUAUAUAGGACACAAGUGAGACCAGGGCCGGAAAUUUGGACCGCCUCCGCUGUUGCCGCUCCAUGUCUCACGUCGGAAGGUUUCAGACUCAUGCUCCACUGUCAUUGCUUGCUUCUGCCCCACAUUCACGUACGCUGUUUUCAAGUUCUUUGUGAAACGCGAGCCUAGAUGUUGAAUGCUGCCCAUGAACAUGCUGCAAACGCGGAGGAUAUGUUCGCACAGGGCCUGACCAAGAGAACGUUGAAGAUGCUGUAUAACGACCACCAGAGAGCAGGGAAAGACCUGGAGAGGAGGAUCGAGCAGCUGAAAGCGGAAGGGAAAGAUCCGUCCUUGCCACACAAAGUUGCCAACACGCCCCGUGCCUCGACUAUGCCCGAAAGACGGACUGAAAAGUCUUCGCAUUCUCCUCAAUCAGAAUCAGCACCAUCCGCGCCUCUACCACGUCCGAUGACAGACUCUCAAGGAGUAGAUGAGUCGUUUAUGCUGCUGGGCGGUCAACGUUCCGAUCCCGGAGACCCUUUCAACCAGUUUUGGAACAUCAUGCAAGGGAUGCUCGACAAUCUCUCUCAGCCCGUGGCGUUCGCCACUGCUCCGUUGGGCCAUGUCGAAUCGGUCUCUUCAAGUUCGAAGCGGACGAAAUUGGCGUCCCAUCUCCCGCGAGAAGGCAGUUUGAGUAGUGAUACCGACCUGGAGGAGCCUAUCGUCUCACGAUUCGCGAGACGACUGGGAAUCAGCGGCGACAUCAAGAAGCAGGAUCGAUCAUCGAGCAACCUGAAGCCAUUGUCGUCGGAUCUUGACGGAGACGAGGAUUCCGAAGCAGGGGACGAACUAGCUGAAUCGUUCUACUUGAUACCAUCCUCUGCUGAACCCACUGCGAUCGAACUGAAGCAAGAGAACGCCUCCCUUACGCUCGAGAUCGAAGUUCUGAAGAAGAGGCUGGAGAACGUGGAACAAGCCUAUCAAAAGAAGGAUGCCCAUCUGAGGGAUUCAAUCUACAUGGCUACGAAAGAGGCCCAUCGAGCCAUGACUUUGGGCACUUCUGUUAACGGACCACAGCUUCUGGCCUCGAUUCUACGCGAAACCCCUGGGACCAAGACUGGACGUGAGGCGCAAUAUGCUAAACGUGUCAAAGAGCUUGAGGACGAGCUUCGAGCGGCUCGGGAUGAUCUGAGGGGUGUACGCGCCGAGAAUGACAAACAGGUGAUGUUGUUUUUCUGCUGGACUUGCAUCGCUCGCUUAUACAUGGCACAGAAAGCCAUGAUAACCCGCUACCAGGAGAAAUGGGAAAAACUGAAAGAGUCGGCCAAGCGCAGAAAGGAGUCCAAAGCCGCCGCUGGUGCCUCCCGGCCUGGUGGCUCAUUAGCCCGAGAACAGAUUCCAGAGGAGCCCGAGCCAGGGCCGGAUGAUCCCUAA